AUGGGAGAAAGAACCAGUGAGAGCCAGAGAGAGAGAGAGACAGCAAAAUGCAACCUGGAAGAUCCAUUGGCAAGGUACAGAAUACUUUCCUUUUUCCCUUGUUUUUAAUAAUGUGAUUAUUAAUUGUCUAAUACAAUUUUUUUCCCCUUGUAUCUUUGUUCCCCUUUGUUUCCUGUAACUUUCUUCGUUCCCUUUGUUUCCUGUAACUUUCUUUGUUCCCUUGUUUUUAAUAAUGUGAUUAUUAAUUGUCUAAUACAAUUUUGUUUUUGGGGGGGAGAGGGGGGGUGUAAUGCAGAUAGAGUCACAUCUAGUGUUUGUUAUCAGGGACCCCCAAAUCCUGCAGAGAACAUCUGCUGGCAAGGUACAGUACAGAAUACUGUAUUGUCAUUGUUCCAUUGUGUUGCAUAAUGAAAAUCUACAUUAAUUGUAAUUUUUAUACUGUUUUACAGAUGUCUGAAGAGCAGGCUAAGGGCAAGCGCCAGAGUAUUCCUCUGGAUGUCAAGAUUCAAGCGCUGGAUCGCCUGGAUAAAGGAGAGCGCCAGGUGGAUAUCGGGGCAGAUCUCCAUUUGCCUACCUCCACUAUCCGCACUAUCCUCAAAAACAAGGAUAAGAUCCACACUUCAGCGACGACCAGCACUGCUUCUUCAGCCAAGAAGAUCACCCGCUCCAGGUCCUACGCUCUUGAGGAGAUGGAGAAGAGGCUUUCCAUAUGGAUAGAUGAUGAGCUGGACCGUAAUAUGCCUCUCAGCCAGGCCACCUUGAUGGAGAAGCCGAAGAGCAUUUAUGCUCACAUACAGAGUCAGGAUCCAGAUGUGAUGGAGAGUUUUGCAGCAAGUAGAGGUUGGUUUGACCACUUUAAGAAAAGGUACAACCUCUACAACCUUAAGAUCACCGGUGAAGCGGCAAGUGAGGACACUGGAGCUGCUGCAGCCUUUCCAGCCUCUUUAAAGGACAUGGUGGAUAGAGGGAGCUAUCCACCAGAGGUUGUCUUUAAUGUGGAUGAGACCGGGCUCUUCUGGAAGUGGAUGCCAAGCCAGGGAGCAGAAGAGAGCACCGGGCUUUAA
This is a messenger RNA of Pelobates cultripes (western spadefoot toad), 1064 nucleotides long. The record is from the annotation of a GenBank genome assembly. Lineage: Eukaryota; Metazoa; Chordata; Amphibia; Anura; Pelobatidae.